Diaporthe citri is the source of this 2649-nucleotide messenger RNA. RefSeq lists its product as uncharacterized. Gene Ontology annotation, biological process: positive regulation of transcription by RNA polymerase II; DNA damage checkpoint signaling. Gene Ontology annotation, molecular function: histone binding. Bases 1 to 2649 code for a protein of 882 amino acids. The record is from RefSeq and is a predicted model, not a curated record. Lineage: Eukaryota; Fungi; Ascomycota; Sordariomycetes; Diaporthales; Diaporthaceae. Gene Ontology annotation, cellular component: nucleus. The transcript has 3 exons.
AUGCGGUCGCGGGAGCAAGCUCAAAAUGCGCUCUCUGGUGAGGCUGAGAGCCAGGACACCCAAGAAGUAAUGGGGCAAUAUCACCAACAGUUCGGCGUCGGCUUCACGAGCAGUUCCCCGACCCAGCCAAUACCAGCCGACGAGGUGCAGGCCGAGAUCCAGCGAUGUCCGAGACCACCCAAAGUCCAUCAGAAGUUCGCAGGAGCAAAUGUCUCCGCACAACCUUCGACGUCCUCAUCAAAGCCGAACGCAAAUGCACCAAAGACAGGAGCGAACACAGAUGCAAAAGUAAAGGCAAAUGCAAAAUCGCGGGGUAAAUCGGCCAAAGAGGACCCCGCCACGGCUGGCAGCUGCAAGGGGGUCAAGGGCAAGGGUCGGGAUACCGAUGCUGGUAGCAGUGCAGCGAAGCGACCAGGGGGCGUUGGGACCAAGUCGAACGCGUCCAACAGUCGCGCCUCUUCUCCGUCUCAUCGUACAACACCUGCCCACUCACCCAAACAAGCGACACCUUCUGAGGCUGCUGGGGUCUUUGAUCCCGACCCUGGGUCUCGCAGUGGUGACGAUCAUGUUCAUCAGCAGCAUGAAGACACUGUCAUUCCUUUGACUUCCCAGACAGGAUCCCCGAGCGGAACAGUCAAUCCAGCACAACUGACUGCGCUCAAUGACGAUGCUAACGGCGUGGCACCAUCCUCAGCCAAGCAACCAAAGCCACGACGGCGCAAAAUGGAUCCGUCUCAAUCCCCAACCCAGUCGAAUGAUGGGCGCAGCUACGAGCAGUACAUCUCUCGCGGGGACGACUUGAUUCCGACAGACCCCGUUGAGAAGCCCGACCUGGCCUCACAACAAACCUCCCACUCUGGUGAUGGGGACAGAACCCUGCAAGAAGAUGACACCGGUGCGGUCAACUUUCGCAACAUUGACGAAUACAAUGACAACUUCUCCGCCCCAGACUCGCUUGGAACAGGCAGACCGUCUCACGGCUCCGCUGAUCAUUUCGCACGAAACCCAGAGACUCCAGCGCCGCAUAAGAAUCCGUUCGCUGGAAGCAAGGCGCAUUUGCUACCUGCCUCGCAAAUGUUUGGCCAAACUCAAGUCUCGUCGGCGUAUAAGGUGAUCAGCCCGACGUCCUCGCGGCCAUCGCCCGACAACUUCCAACCGCAGAACUCCAUCUCCCCAAACCUUUUCAUCUCGUCGCCGUUGAAGAACCUAGGUGCAGGGCUGCAACCACUCCACGGUGGCGUCUCAAGUCCCCAACUAUCCAUCCCUUAUGAUACCUCGCCACAGCAUCAAAGCGACGAACCGGUCGAGUUGACCGGCGCCGCCGUCGAUUCUACGCCUUUGCACCUAGCGCGCACCUUUCCGAGAGGCCGGGCGGAAGAGUACGAACCAUUGUAUACAUCUCAACAAGAAUACGAGGCGUCCUCUCAGCAAGCUCUUGAAAACGAAUCAGAUGGUAACGCAAGUGAGGACGAUGUAAUGCGCAGGCAUUACAAGGCAAUGUUCAAGAAAGCCAAGGUGGAGAAGAGGCUCGAAUCUAUUAAGUACGAACGCCAGUCUCCUCUGGAGGACGCUGUGGUGCCUUCCACAAAUACUAGGCAAGGUGAAGACCAGAAGACAGACUCACAAAACUACCUUGAUCAAUGUGAGGGCCGGGCCGACGACUACUCUCAGAUUACUGUGGAGGACUCACAGGACCGUGUGGUGAUUUCUAUUGGUGGAGAUCCUGACAGCCAAAAUGCGGUGAUCGGCGAUUCUCAAGAUGGUGUCAUAACACGCGUCGCUAAGGCCGGCCGUAAUAAAGGGGAGAAGGACAGUACCUACAACUCGAGGAUGGGUCUCUCGACAAAAGUGGGCGAUCAGAUCAGGCAGGGAGGCGGGAAGCUUCUGCCUAAUGGGUUUGAACAGCUUUUUGAGUUCGGACCGAUAAAGAACGCCGAAGUGGCUUCUUCGACGCCCCAGCCGGACGAGGAAAUCAAGCUCACCGCCACUGCGAGAGCAACCGGAUUCACAGCCCUGAUUUCGGAUGGCCAUUCGCGCAAAGUCAAAUACAUGCAGGCGCUUGCGCUUGGCCUACCUUGUAUCCACCCUCGGUGGAUUACAACUUGCACUGAGAAACAGAAGCUGGUUGAUUGGUCCGAUUACCUUCUGUGCGCGGGAAAUUCAUCGUUUCUUGGGGAAGCGAUAAGGUCGCGCAACCUGCCGACCUACGACGCGGCGUCGGCGAAGCUGGGUGAGGUGAUCGACAGCCGACCACAACUAUUACGUGGAUCGCGGAUUCUUAUUGUGCUGCGGAAGCAGGACGAGGGCACGAAGAUGGCGUACGUCUUCCUCUCACGUGUUCUAGGAGCGUCUUUGUCCAGGGUCUACACUAUCGACGAGGCUCGGAGGCAGCUCAAGGCCAGUGAGGAUGCAGGCCACCCAUAUGAUUGGGUCUAUAUUGAGGAAAAGAUGGCUGGUAGUGCUGCUCUCUUCGCAGAGGAUACAAGCUCAACCUCCACAGCACGGGCUGCCAGCAAGAAGCGGAAGCGGAAGAGCGCGGCCGACGCGGCGAAUCCGCCGCCGAAAAGGAUCCGGACCUUGAGCAAUGAGCUCGUCAUCCAGAGUCUCAUCCUUGGGAGGCUAAUUGGGGAAGACGAAGACAUUGUAUGA